CAACCAAUCACCAGAGAUAAAGAAGCGACCGCCGGAGCGACCAGACGGGAUUCGGCCAUGAGCUCGAGCCUCAAUGUCGUGGCAACGCUGCGCAACCAGGCGCCGCAGGUAGCUACGUACGCGCCGACGAUCGCGCCGCCCGACGACGUCGUCCAGCUGCUGGCGACGCAGGACCUCACUUGGGCCUCGCUGCCGCUGACGGCCAAGAACGCGGUGCUCUGGGCGCUCGGCUACGUCCGCGCCGGGGCGUCCUACUACAAGGUGUACACAAGGAAGGCGAGCGCGCCCACCAUGGAGCGCAUCCAGAUUGCGUUUGCCGACCUGAGCAAUAGCUGCAACCCCGACUCGCCGUGCGGACAGAACAAGGUCGUCACGCGCACCUGCCCCGUGAUGGUGUCGAUGCUCAAGUGCGCGGUCGACCCGACCUCUGGGAUUCCGUCGUCGGCGACGAUACCGAUCGCCCCGAGCGGUGUGCUCUGGGGCUGGACCGAUGGCGGGUCGCUGAAAUCCAACAUUACGCUCACGGCCAACACGGCCGAGGGCAUGCCCUACUCGAUCCACCUCAACGCGGACAACGACCUCUGCGGGUCCCUCGCGGUCAUGUCCAGCACCGUGCCGUGCGCGCUGUACACGGCGGCCAACGCUGCCUUGUACGAGCGACCACAACCCCCGCCCGAGCUCACAGCAUGGCUGCAAACGCUCCAGUCGACGGCAACAACGGCGCCCGCCCCCGUCACGCUUGCGCCCCCAGCCGCCUCGUCAUCCAUCUCGACCGGUGCCAUCAUUGGCAUUGCUAUCGGCGUUGUCGCCGUCCUUCUUUUGCUUGUGUUUUUCUGCCGGCGGCGGCGGCAGCACAAGGCUCCCAAGGACGCGUACCUUGAGGUCGACGACGUCCAUCUCUCGCUGCAAGAAGUCGAUGCCGCCAACCAGCGCCUCGGUGAAGCCUUCCCGGACCUUGCGCUCUUUCAAGUGGACUCGGCCAUCAGCCUCAAGCGACUCGACUACACGAGCGUUCACUUUGAGCGCCGCCUCGCCAGCGCCGACGGCUACGACGUGCUCGUUGGCUUCUUUGACCAAACGCGUGUCACAAUCAAGCGACUCGCCUCGGACGCGCGGCGGCCAAGCGAGAAUCUCGUCGUCUUCACCGACGCCGUGCGCAUCAUGGCGGGCAUCAACCACCCGCAAAUGACGGCUGUCGUCGGCGUCGGCUGGGAUCUUCUCGAGAACCUCUGCAUCGUGACGGAAUUUAUGCCGCACGGCAGCCUGCGGGAUGCUCUCGACGCCCAGUUGGGUGCGACCUCGAGCGGCGGCAAGAAGGCACGGCAACCGGCGUCGCCAGCGUGGACGUGGAAGAACGAAAAGCUCGCGAUCGCGAUGGACAUUGCCAAGGCGCUCGUAUACCUGCACACGCUUGAGGAGCCGACGGCCCACGCCGGCUUGACGUCGCGCGACGUGUUUCUGGUGCCGGGGCCGCCGCUCUCCGCCAAGGUCAACUCGGCGGCGCUGCACCCGACGCCGCUCCUUCCCGACUCGAACGGAGCGACGAUGACCAACCUGGAGUGGACUGCACCCGAAGUGCUCACGGGUCAUGCGGCGUCGCUGGCCGCCGACAUUUAUGCCUUUGGCAUCCUCCUCUGCGAGCUGGACACGUGCGCGCUGCCGUACUCGGAAGGGCGGUCAUCCCGCGGCCGCCGCAGCGAGACGACGCAGAGCAAUUUGCUCCAGCGCAUUGUCAAGGACGGUCUCCGCCCCGAGCUCUCGAGCUCGUCGACGCAGCCACUGCGCGAAUUGAUUGCACUCUGUGUCGACAAGGACCCGUCCACCCGCCCGACGGCCAUGAUGCUCGUGUUUCAUUUGCGUAGCAAGGUCAAGCCGUCGUUGUAGUCGACGAUUCGCCAUAGCUCGAUGCGAAUAUAUGAUUUAUAAUGAACCGACAAAAUUGUCCUUGUGCAAUA
Molecule: messenger RNA, 1955 nt
Organism: Saprolegnia diclina VS20
Lineage: Eukaryota; Oomycota; Saprolegniomycetes; Saprolegniales; Saprolegniaceae
Product: TKL protein kinase
Exons: 1
Coding region: 58-1884 (608 amino acids)
Biological process (GO): protein phosphorylation
Molecular function (GO): ATP binding; protein kinase activity
Source: RefSeq, a predicted model, not a curated record